AGCAGUACAGCCGCGGCCGAGCAAAGCCAGCCACUUGGAAAGAGAUCGCUGCAGAGCCUGGCUUCACGGUGCUGCCCCGCGGCGGCAGAGAGAGGCUGCAGGAGAGCCGGCGCGGCGGCUGCAGACUGCGGCGCACUCACUCACGCGGCCCAGGAGCCCCGCGAGCCCCGCUCCUGCACGCGCCGCGGCUUGCGCCUUCCCGUGCCUCAGGGCUCCCAGCUUCUCCCCCUUCCCGCGGGCUCGUCAGGGCAGCGGCGACUCGAGGAGCAGCAUGAAUCUGCGGCUCUGCGUGCAGGCGCUGCUGCUGCUCUGGCUCUCCUUGACUGCGGCGUGUGGAGUGCCCCUGAUGCAGCCUCCUGAUGGGAAGGAGCUGGAGGAAGGCAAUGUUCGCUACCUGGUGCAGCCCAGGGCUUCGAGAAAUGGACCCUGGCAGGGAGGACGGAGGAAAUUUCGCCGCCAGCGGCCCCGCCUCUCCCACAAGGGCCCCAUGCCUUUCUGAAGCAGGACUGAAGGGGCCCCCAGGUGCCCACCCCCUGCAGUUCUCUCUACUCCACAGUUUGAUCAGCUUCUCUGGAGCCCUCACAUCCAUUCAGCUGUCGUCUUGCACCUGUUCUAGCUGCUGAUAGUUCCAGCUCUUCUAGCCCACCAGCUUCCCCUAAUGGUGUGGUCCUGCUCCUCAUUCAGAUGAUUCCAUUUCUCUCAUAAGGAUCCAUGUAGUCCACCUUUCCGGCCCUUCCCUGGACUGAUUUUGGAGACCCAGCUUCUCCCUGGCCUGCUGUACACCCUCAUCCCUACUUUACCUAUUUAAUGCCCCCACCCUUCAGCUAGCUCUUCCCUCCUCAAGUCUGCCCUGGAAUCUGGAUGGAAACACUCUCUUCUUCAGUGGACUCCUGCAGAUCUGUAUUUUCUUGUCAGUCGGACCCUCACUCAGCCACCAGAGAGGAAUACAAAGAUGUGCAAUGAGAGAUUCUAGUUAGAGGGGCUGGGUGUUGGGAUCCAGAGAGGGUACAUUGGGGGAACUGAAAUGGGGAGGAAUGGUCUUCUGGUGAAGUGGGGCGAGGCACUGCAAAACAGGAAUAGCCUCUUCCUCAUCCCUGUGUUUGGCUUCAUUAAGGAAGAAAAGAAGGAGAGGCUCUUUGAAGUACUUUGUUACUUCUGUCACCUUACUCUGUCUCCUAACACAUUCUUUCUCUCUAUCCCCUACAACUAGUUCAAGCUCCAGGUCACAUGGGGAGGGUGCUGGGCCUAAUGUGGCUCUGUACCCUCCCAGGAGUGAAUGCCAAAUAGGAAGGUUGUUUUUGCCAAGAAUCCCAGAAUAUCAGAGCUGAAAGGACCCUUGGAGAUCACUUAGCUCAACUUCUUUAUGCCAAAGCCUGUGAAAACAGAGUCCUGGAGUGAGGAGCGACCUGCUCAGGGUUACUGCUGAGUCAGAAUGGGGACCAGGUCUCCAGAUUCCCACUUGAUGAUGUCCUCUUCCCUCUUGAUGAUGUCUUCAAAACAAAUGUAGUGCCUUUUGCUGGGGUUAGGGCUGGGAGUGUCUGGGAAGGGAAGGGAGAGGCAAGCUGGCUGUGAGCUGCCCCGUUGUGGGGAUGGAGCUGCUCCCACCUCUCUUGCCUUCCCCUGCUGCUCCAUUCCCAACCUGGGCCAUAUGGUUCCAUAACUGGCCAGUUGCCCCUCUUCUGACAGCACUCCCAUGCCUGGUGACCUUUAACAGGGGAGCUCAGGCACUGGGAUUACUGUUCAGACCCAACAUUGGUUGUCAAAUGCCGGAAGUAGCCUUAAAUCAUUGAAUCCAAUGGCCUCCCCUUCGUGUUGAUUGGACCCUCUUUCCUAGUGGACUUCCUUGGGGAGCAGAGGGCAGAGAAUGACAAAGAAAGGGAAGGAAAAGAAGGAGAGAUGGGAGGAUGUACAGGUAGGGUUGCACUCCAUUCACCAGGGCUUAUCUUCCCUGAGGGGCCUCUCAGCCCUUCCCUCUUGGGGCCCUCUUGCGUUUGCCUGUGCAGAUUUCCUUCCCAAAUGCUUUCCAAGAGGGAGAAAAGGGAAGACAGAAGCUUGAUGCCCACUUACAUAUAUCUGGGGCAGGGGGAGUCAGGGCCCCCCAAGUCCCACAAUAACCCCAAUGUUCACCUGUCCACCUCCCCUCAAGUCCUUUCCCCUCUGCUGCUGCUAAUGCUGCUGCUGUACUGCUGCUGCCGCCAUUGCCUCAAGGCCCACCCUGGGGAGCCAAGCUGGGCACAGCCUCCCCACCCCACCAGACAUGGAGUGGGGUCUGGCCAGUGUCCACAAAGUCUCUUCUGCUACUGGUCUCCCCAGUAGAGACCUUGCCUUAUUCUUCCUUCCUGCAUCUCCUGCCUCAUCAGCCUGCCAUGACCUACAGCCAACCCAGCCCCAUGGGGAAGGGAAGAAGAGAGGGAGGAUGGCUGAGAGAGAUAGGAGACAGAGGGCAGAGGAGGAUAGUGGGUGGGCUAAGGGGGCUCUCUUAUUUAAAGUGGUUGUGUAUGAUUCUUAUACUAAUUUAUACAAAGAUAUUAAAACCCUUUCCAUUAAGAAAUUGUCCCCUUCCUGUAAUUGUGUUUGCUGUGUUUGUAAAGAUUGUUCUGUGUAAAUAUGUCUUUAUAAUAAAGAGUUAAAAGCUGAAAGUUUGCCCUUAGUCUUGGAGGUCAUGUUCAGAAGGGGCAUUUCCCCCACACAGGGCCAUGGUUGUCCCUGUGCCCACAGAUUGCACAUUCAGGGAGGUAAGUGCUUGCAUCCCAAAUCAGUUCUAGGUCAAGUGUCCUGAAACCGACUUGCCACAGGCUCACAAAAGCAAUCCAAGCAUAAUGGCCAGCUCACACGAAAUUCAGCCUGCUUUUUAGUCUUUGGCAUCUGUUUGGAUGUCCUAAUUUUUGUCUGGCAGCAGUGUCAUUUAAAGGAUUUUUAAUAAAAGCAAUUUACUUAACAUGCUGAUUACAAGUGGGAUUUCUAUUAAAAGUUUUGUAUUGGUGGGUGUCUUCUAUUUUAUCUACUUUUGAACACUUUCGGGACUUUUUAGCCAGUUUGCCUUUCUUUAAAAAAUGUUAUGUUUUCAGCAAUAAAUACAAUUGGUAAUGAC
Messenger RNA from Urocitellus parryii (Arctic ground squirrel), 3091 nucleotides. It is a transcript of the gene Apln, whose product is annotated as apelin. NCBI's taxonomy places the organism in Eukaryota, Metazoa, Chordata, Mammalia, Rodentia, Sciuridae. The record is from RefSeq and is a predicted model, not a curated record. Gene Ontology annotation, molecular function: hormone activity; apelin receptor binding. Gene Ontology annotation, biological process: signal transduction.